Hibiscus syriacus is the source of this 336-nucleotide messenger RNA. RefSeq lists its product as uncharacterized. The record is from RefSeq and is a predicted model, not a curated record. NCBI's taxonomy places the organism in Eukaryota, Viridiplantae, Streptophyta, Magnoliopsida, Malvales, Malvaceae. The transcript has a single exon. Bases 1 to 336 code for a protein of 111 amino acids.
AUGGCCGCAGGAGCAACAGCUGGGAUGAUGAUGCUCCGAUGUGUCCUGGAAGGAAGCCUAGUGAUGCACGAGACCGAGGUCGAGCGGAGACCGUAUCAUCGGAACUGCAGCUGUGCUUUACACAAUUUAAAGGGUGUUGUUUGCUCUUCGGGUUGUUCCCAUGCUAGGAACGUAGCUUUUUCCAAGAAGAAGACCCGGAGGAAUGAUUGUUUGUUAUCGAUGGCGAAUUCCCAAUUCUCUACUCUGUCUUCUCUCGUUGUUGGCCGUUCCGUUAAAAGCAUGGAAUCGAAGACGUCGAUGGGAUUUUCCUUCAUGGAUGGUGAGAAUAUAUCAUAG